UGGGGAAAGGAGACAUCCACACUUGAGAACCUCACUCUCUUGGAAACCCACCCAGAACCUCCAUUCUCUGUCACAAUGGUCAACUCUUGUGGCUCUGUCUGCUCUGAGCAGGGCUGUGGUGACUACUACCAGGAGGAAUCCUGCUGCCGACCAGUCUGUCAGACCACCUGCUGCCGCCCAGUCUAUCAGACCAUCUGCCGCCCCAGCUGCGGAGUGUCCAGCUGCUGUCGCCCAGUCUGUCAGACCACCUGCCGCCCUAGCUGUGGUGUGUCCAGCUGCUGCCGCCCAGUCUGUCAGACUACCUGUGGUGUGUCCAGUUGUUGCCGCCCAGUCUGUCAGACCACCUGCCGCCCCAGCUGUGGUGUGUCCAGCUGCUGCCGCCCAGUCUGUCAGACCACCUGCGGUGUGUCCAGUUGCUGCCGGCCAGUCUGUCAGACCACCUGCCGCCCUAGCUGUGGUGUGUCCAGCUGCUGCCGCCCAGUCUGUCAGACCACCUGCCGCCCCAGCUGUGGUGUGUCCAGCUGCUGCCGCCCAGUCUGUCAGACCACCUGCCGCCCCGUCUGCUCUCAGACCACCUGCUGCCGUACAACUUGCUACCGCCCUAGCUGCUGAGUAUCCUCUUGCAAAAUCUCCUAUCAACCAUGAGCCACCAUCAUGAGUCUGAAAACAUCAGAUACUGAUUUUUCCAUGUGUUAAAUGGUCUCCAGCUUUAUUCUGUUACACCACUUAGCAGUUGGUGAAAGGGCAUCCACCUCCAUUAUUUCCCACUCAAAUCUCCCAUGCAGCUCUUCACUACGUCUAGCCUCUGGUGUCUGACUAUUGUACCUGCCCUGCUCUCCAAAACUAUGUGUUAGCUAUUCUUCAAUAAAUACUAUCUUUAUAUCAGGAA
This is a messenger RNA of Oryctolagus cuniculus (rabbit), 889 nucleotides long. RefSeq lists its product as uncharacterized. The record is from RefSeq and is a predicted model, not a curated record. NCBI's taxonomy places the organism in Eukaryota, Metazoa, Chordata, Mammalia, Lagomorpha, Leporidae. Gene Ontology annotation, cellular component: keratin filament.